Messenger RNA from Salarias fasciatus (jewelled blenny), 5186 nucleotides. RefSeq names its product spalt-like transcription factor 2 (gene sall2). Gene Ontology annotation, cellular component: nucleus. Gene Ontology annotation, molecular function: RNA polymerase II cis-regulatory region sequence-specific DNA binding; DNA-binding transcription factor activity, RNA polymerase II-specific. Gene Ontology annotation, biological process: regulation of transcription by RNA polymerase II. Lineage: Eukaryota; Metazoa; Chordata; Actinopteri; Blenniiformes; Blenniidae. The record is from RefSeq and is a predicted model, not a curated record. Bases 270 to 4505 code for a protein of 1411 amino acids. The transcript has 4 exons.
AAACGCGAUUUGCGACGGAGAUAAAUAAUUGAAAAAAUGCGGCUGUCCGAUUGCGCAUCCCUGGGAGUGAAUAGGGAAAUGCUGCGCCAGUGUCCCGGCUGAGAGACGGAGCCGAUCCUGCCCAGCGCGAGCUCCGAGCCUCCGCGCCCCCCUCCUGUCAUCUCACAAUAUCUGCCAAAUAUCGUCGUUUCAAACAUGCGCGCAGGGAGACAGAAUAAAAGUUGUGUCUAGGCCAGUGCGCCCCUGCGUCGGUCCCAGCCUGCAGAAGCAUGUCCCGUCGGAAACAGAAACGACCUCAGCAGCUUAUGAGCACGACCCUCGAUGCCUGUGGGAAACUUGAGCAUGAUAACAACUUGUCAGUGAGGUCGCACUCCUUUCCAUUUGUCACGGAUUCUCCCUCGCCGUCUCCAUCUUCUUCUCCUCGAAGCUCCCGGCCGCCCAUUGCUCUUUGUUCAUCUUUCAAGGACUCUCAGACAUCUUCUCUACCCACCGAGUGUCUAUUCCCACCAAGUUCACCAAAACAACCCUCCCAGCAGGCACUCAAAGACCCACAGCCCUCACUGUCACCUGACUUCCCGUUUUCUUUAGUCCCUUCUGAAACACGAUAUCCGGCUGAUUUUCAGUUGCCUGGCUGUAAUUCUACAUCUUCUGCUUGUGGCCUUAUUCACUGGUCCCAAAGCACACACAUGGCCUCUCCCAAGCUUGGGCUCUCAGCCACCACCACCUCUUCUUCCUCCUCAUCCUCCUCUGCCUCCCUAUGUCCUCCACCGCACCCUGGGAGCCCCAGCCGUGUACCGGAGGGCCCCCCUAGUCCCGUUACUCCCACCCCGAGCCCAGGAGUGACAUCUGCCUCAGCCGCUCCCUCAAGGACCCAGCUGAGCAUUGCCUUGAUUCUGGAAGAGCUUCGAGUGUUGCAGCAAAGGCAGAUCCACCAGAUGCAGAUCACCGAGGAGAUCUGUAGACAGGUGCUACGUCUUGGUGGAGCCCCAUACAGCAUAGACGCACCCUCCCAGCAUCUACUCCCUCCCCUGCCUCAGCUCUGCCUGGAAGGCAGCAAAAGAGCAUCCAGUCCAGUAACCAUCCCAACUGUGGCUCAACCUUCCACAUCUGUGGCACCUCUCCUGGCGUGCUUCUCCUCCUUGCUCCCCUCUCAGGCAGGUAACAAGUCCACACAGCCGGGCAGUUCCCUGUCACAAAUCCUGCAGCCUCACAAGCCACAGAUGGAGGGGACGGCUGGGACAGCAGGGACUCACGGUUACCUGAGGGCAAGCUCUCAAUCAUCAGCAUCCUCCACUUCUUCUUCAGCUGCAAACUCCAUGGCUUCCUCCAACUACCCACUGGCAUUUUCUCUGGCAACCCCCAAUCGCUAUCUUCAUGAGAAAUCACCAAAUACCACUUCAGUUAGUGCCCACAGUGGCCUAGGCUUCUUAAAUCAGUCACUCUCUUCAUCCGCAUCUAAUUUUACAAACUCGCAACAUGCUUUCCAGUCCGUCUCAAGCGGUGGCGACUCUUCGUCAGCAUCCACUUCCAACAUUACCAACCGUCUCCAGCAUGCCUGCCGCUUCUGUGGGAAAAUCUUCAGCAGCGAUUCUGCCCUGCAAAUACACCUCCGCUCACACACGGGGGAAAGACCUUACCAGUGUCCAGUGUGUCUCAGCCGGUUCACCACACGGGGCAAUCUGAAGGUGCACUUCCUGCGUCACCGUGAACAAAACCCAGAGCUCUCACUUUCACUUCUGCCUCCAUCAUUGUUUGGGGUUGCAUUAGGGGCCACCGGUGGAUCAGAGAUGGGACAGAUUAUUAGCAGCACUAGCAACACCACCACAAACAUGACACAGAAGAAAAGAAAAAUCAAGACAGACGAUGAAACAUGUGGAGAUAAUCUGGAGGCCAGUAGUGCCAGUACUGGGCUCUCUCUUGGUUCCUCUGGAGGAUCGACUCCUUCCACCCUACCCCUGCCCCCGAGUGUGGAUCUGGCUUUGAUUUCUCACUCACUCUUGCAGCUCAAUAGGGCUGCAGCUGUAGCAGCUGCAGCUUCCAUUACUUCUGGCUCAUCCCACUCAUCCUCUUCCUCUUCAUCCUCCACCUCCUCUCUGGCUACCUCUCUCCUCUCAAACCCUUCCCUGUCUUCAUCAGCCACAAUCACAGGGCUAUUCAAAGGUGCUAAGCAGCAGCACUUUGAUGAAAACACCCCCCCUCAUGCCCCUGUUCUUUCUCCUGCGGCAUAUUCCCAGCUAGCCCACCUGCCCAAGCUUCUGUUUCCAUCGGUCUCCACUUCAUCAGCCCCCACUGCACACUCAUCCCUUUACAACCACCCAGCAUUGGGCUUGCUACGCACCCCACUGCCAUCCAAUCCAGGCUCACACCAACUUGCAUCUUCAAGCCACACCCAACUUUCUUUCCCAUUCUCUUCCUUUCCUAAAGCUGGCACAACCAGCACUUCGUCUUCCCUGCCCACCUCCAUAGCUACCCCGACUCCUACAUCUGAAACCUCUAAGCUGCAGAGGCUGGUGGAGAAGUUAGAGAAGGCGCCUAACCGCUCCUCUUCCCCAUGGACUACGUCUUCUAUUUCCACUUCCAUGCUGGAGAUUUUAUCGAGCAAUACCGCUACCUCCUCAGCAGGCUCUGGCACCAGUGGCUUCACAAAUGCCAACACUUCUACCACAUACGUCAUGGCAUCCCCACCCUCCACGAGUCUUGUCAAUACUUCAGUCUCAAACUUUACCCGUGAGAUGAUUGCAGCUCUGGGCAUGAGUGCCAACGGUGCAGGUGUCAUGGCAGGAGGUAUGAUACCAUCUCUUAUGACAGGUCCAGCUGGUAACCUGACACCUAAUCAGUGUGGGGUGUGUUUGCGGGUGCUGAGCUGCCCCAGAGCACUCCGGCUGCACCAGGCCACGCACCUCGGAGAGCGUCCCUUUCCAUGUAAAAUAUGUGGGCGAUCCUUCUCCACCAAAGGAAGCCUGCGGUCUCAUCUUGCCACUCAUCAUGCCCGACCACCCAAUUCACGUGUUCAGAACUCAUGCCCACUGUGCCAGCGCAAGUUCACGAAUGCCCUAGUGCUUCAGCACCACAUCCGAAUGCACCUCGGUGGACAGCUGCCUCCAGACGGCACAGAGGACUCUGUCCAGGAAAUGCAGGCUGAAUCUGGUACCAAACCAUUGCUGCAGUCUGAAACACAGUUUGCUGUUCUAAAUCCUGCCCAAAGUAAAACACCUCCUCCAGCCAACCUUUCCAAGAGUCCACCUCCAAGUUCUCAAGUUGAACCUACAGUCCCUGUCAGUGAUGAUGUAAAAUCAGUUGAAUUUACUAAAAAUCCUAGUAAAUCUGCAGCCUCCAGCCCUGAUCACAUUCCCCCCCUGAGCCCGGAUCCCUUCAUAAAUCCCUCCACACAAACUCCACCACCAGGCAGUUCAGACCCUCCAGUUCUCAGUGUCAGUGUCCCUUUGCCAGUCUCACAGGAGAAAAAUCAAGCUCCCUUGGCAAGUGAAGACAAACAGGUUCAACCAGAAGUCUCUGACGAUGUUAAUCUUCCUGAAUCUGUCCCUUCACCACUUUCGUCUGUUACAAAAACCACAGUAUCCCCCGCUGAGGCAGUGGACUGUGGGGUGGAUGAAGCAUCCACAGCUACUGACGCCUUCCUUGGCUCUAAAUCGAACUUGGAGGAUCUUCAAAGCACAUCUGCUCUUGGUGAUUCCUUUGCUUACACCUGUAACAGUACUGCUUCGAACUCUACCCAGAUUCAAGACGUGACUGAUGUUAAUGCAACACCAGAAUUACAAUCAGAUGCCAUCUCCCCAAAGCCGAACUCACCACAACCCAUGGACGAAGAUAAAGACGGGUCUUCUUUGCCAAAAACACCAAAGCAAGACCAAACAACUGUGCCCGAGCAGGACCCAAAAACGGUGUCCAACUUGGAGACCACUGACACUGCAGUUGCAGAAGUAAAGGCUGGACCCCAGAGAGGAGCCACAUUUGUACGGGAGACACGUCACAGCUUUCACUACGGUUCAUAUGGGAGGGAAGAGCAAGGAGAAGGUGUGAAGAUCAGCGGAGUGGGUCAAAGUGAAGGACUGGACGCUUCCAUCCCACUGAGUCUCGCUCCAACUCUCCCAUCGCCGCUGUCCCGUCCCGAGAAGAAGACCUACUGCUGUGCUGAGUGUGGGAAGGAGUAUGCCAGCCGCAGUGGACUGAAGGGUCACAUGAAACACCAUGGUGUGACCACCAAAACAUCCCGUCCAGCAGCCCGAAGCAGCCGUUCCUCUGCUGACCAAGCUCAGUCCUCCACGUCGAUGACUUCCCUGAACAUUCCUGCCACCAGGAGCUCAGCGGGUUUCUGGAACCAGUACCAAGCCUUCCUGAACACCAGCAACGAGCCGACGGAGGAACACGCUGCUGCCGGCCGGGGAGAAAAUGAGCCGGCCCGGUCAUCAAAAUCACCUGCUCGAUCUCAGAUGGAUCCAAGAACAUCUGGAGAAGCUGGAGAGGAGUCAAGUGAGGGGUCAUAACUUGAGUCAGAGAAUAUCUGACUAGAAAAUGUCCCGGUGUUUUUAAUUGUUUAUCCUCUGGUGAAACGGCAUCAAAAUUUCCAUAGUACUGCUUCCUUAACAUAUUUCAGGUAGCUUGUUGGCUUAAUAGUCAGAGUUCUAUGUUUGUUUGUGAAAGUUGUGUGUCAAUCAGCUUGGUCCUGUUGUGUGAAAAACAAAAACAAAACAACAAAAAAAAAAUUGUAUAAAUAAAGACUUAAAAAAAUCUUCCAGGAGUAACAAAUUAAGUCCAGUUUUUGCUGGAUUUGAUUAAAAAGUGACAUUAUAUUCAUCUGUUUUUGACAUUAAGAAGCACAUUCUGACAAAGAAUUCCUGUUUGGAUAUGAGGAAAAUAAGUAUCAAUAUUUCAUACCCAACGUUAAUAUAAUGAUUGACAGUAUUUCUUUUUACAUAAUAUCAUCUAGAUAUCUGAAAUUGAUCAGAAUCACCAUAGAAAAUACAAAGACAAGUUGUUUCAGUCAUAAUAUUUUGUGCUCUUGUGCCAUACAUCAAAUCUCAUUCAAGUGGCACCAAAGGAGACUUAAUCAAACCACAAGAGGUUAUUUUGACACACGCGACCCCCUGAGUCUGCUUCAUAUCUACUGAUGACUGAAAUGAAUGAGGACAUUAGGAAAGCACAAAUAAAUCUUGCUUUGCUGGAGU